AUGGCGGAGGCCGGCGGGCUGCGGGGCGCGCUCCUGGAGCUCUGGGGGCACCUGCGGCCGCUGCCGCGCUGGGAGGCGGCGGACGACGAUGAGGAAAGCGACGAGGACUUCGAGGAGCUGUUGGCGGAGGAUGCGCUCCUGGAGGCCGCCGGCACGGAGCUGCCGGCCGCGCUGCCCCCGCGCCGCGCUGUUAUUAUACAGGAAUGUGGCUCCAAAAAGGAGUAUGAAGUGGUUGGACGUUUUCCAUUAGUUGGCCCUUGGUGGAAAGUUAAUGUUAAAGCUAAAAAAAUGGGGUCGAAGUACUUUGUGCAAGGAUAUCCAUCGUAUUUUCUGCGGACUGAUGUAGAAGAAAACAACCGACAAGUAUUUUCACUCUUUCUUGAGGAGUGUUGUGUUCCUGCAGAUUGGAAAGAAAAAUUUUUUGCUUGGCUCCCUAUGGAGUCUGUGCUGAGUUUUAGCAACCUCGAAGAAAAACUGAAACAGUUCCAAGUUUCACAGCUACAGCCAAGAGGGAUCAAAAGAGAUACCAAGGAUUACAACAUCUUCCAUUAUGUUUCAAAAUCACUUGCAGGAAAGGCUGUAUUGGGAGCUCUGGCCUUUCCAAGGAUUCUGGAGUUCUUGCCAGUUCUUCUGCCACGCCACUUCUGCGGUCUGUUAGAUAAGAUAUGUUGGGGAGGAGAGGCUGAUGUGGAUGAUGAGGAGGUGGCUGAUGAGAUGGGAACAAAACUGGAUGAGAUACUAAAGGAUGAGCCAUGGAAACUUGGAUUCAGCAGGAUUAUGUAUAAGGAGUUGAACAUUCCUUACUGUGAGGCAACGUGGGCUGCCUUCUGUCAGUGUGAACAUCUCCUCUGGAAGAUUCCUGUCUUGCAGAAGAAUGCAUUAAUUCUGUAUGAUCAGCUCAAGACACGCUGCAGACAAAUGGGACACACAUAUGAAGAUCAAGAUGAAUUAGCUCGUUUGCUAUCCAAACACAUGUCCAUCGAGCAUGUUUGGCAAUCUCUUGAGUUUUUGAAAGAUCAGAAUGUAGUGAUACGAGAGAAAAAGCUGGUGUUUCUGCCUCAUCUUUACAAAUCUGAAAGAGACAUUGCAAUGUAUGUAGGUGACCUUCUGGCAAAACACACAUGGAAACUAGAUGUGGAUGUCAGAAAGAUACUUAGCAUUUCUGAGGCACCAGGAGAAACUGUAGAUAACAAAAUGAAUAUUACCCAGGCACAUGAAAUAGAGGAAAAUAAUCCAGACAGUCAUAAUGGUGAAAAUCACUUUCCCGAAAAGGAGGUGGGCUCUAUGUCUGGUAUCCAAAGUAAAGCAGAGGUAGACAAAGAUCAGGUGAUUGCUGUAGAAAAAAUUUGUUCUAAUCCUGUCACAAUCAUAAGUGGAAAAGGAGGCUGUGGGAAGAGUACAAUAGUUAGCUGCCUUUUUCGUCACUUAAAGCAAAUGGAAAAAGAAGUGGAAGCUGCUUCCAAGGUCUUUGAAGGAGACUUGGAUGCAUCUGAGGAAUGGAAUACAUUUGAUCACUGCUGGGAACCAGAGAAUAUGUAUGCAAAAAAAUAUUUGAAUGUACUAUUCACUGCACCUACAGGGAGGGCAACAAGUCUUUUGAGAGAAAAAACGCAGCUUCCUGCAUAUACACUACAUCAGAUUAUCUGUAGCUUUAAGUCGUGGAGGCGGAGUGACCAACAACAGCCGUGGAAAUUUUCUGCAGUUACAGUUCUCAUUGUGGAUGAAGGAAGUUUGGUGUCUGUACGCAUUCUUAGUUUAGUUUUGAAACUCUUGUGUGAGCAUGCUCAGCUUGCUAAGCUUAUUAUUCUAGGUGACACUAGACAGCUGCCAAGCAUAGACCCAGGAAACAUGUUAGCUGAUAUCUUUGAGGGUCUAAAAUCAAGAGGCUUUUCUGUGGAACUGCGAACUAACCACAGAGCUGAAUCACAACUAAUUGUAGACAAUGCGUCAAGAAUCUCUCACCGGCAGCUUCCUGAAUUUGAUGAGGUGCUGAAAGUUUCUGCUUGGAAUGAGGAAAUGACAAUGCCAAUCCCAGAGAAGAAAUUUAUUUUUAUUGCUUUGCCUGCUGGCGGGAAUUGUGAGAAUUUACAAACUGCAAUAAAGAUUUUACUUAAAAAAGGGCCAGGAUUGGAGGAUGCCAAACAAUCACAAUUCAUUGCUUUCAGAAGGCAAGAUUGUGAUCUAAUAAAUGAACUUUGUUGCCAACACUACUCAGGUCAUUUAACCAGAGACCCUAAGAACAGAUUUCUGUUUCAAACUGGGGACAAGAUUGCCAGCACACGCAAUGUUUAUCUCAAGGAUCUCUUGGCCACCUGUGGUGUCAGAGAGGGUUCUAAUGGCCAGGAAUGCAGAAGUGGAGAAACCCCACUCACUGCAGAGUCUAAUGAGGAGGGCAAACGACUCUGCAAUGGAGAUAUAUUUUUCAUAACAGAGGAUGUAGAAAUUGAUAAGCAGCGCUUGCUGACCAUCAGCAGCACGGACGGCUCCAUGUUCACUGUGAACUACACGGCACUGAGGAAGCUGUGUCACAUCAGGCAUGCCUGGGCCAGAACUAUUCACACAUUCCAGGGCUCGGAGGAGAGGACCGUGGUGUACGUGGUUGGCAACGCGGGCCGGCAGCACUGGCAGCACGUGUACACGGCUGUGACCAGGGGGCGCUGCCGCGUCUACAUCGUGGCUGAGGAGCUGCACCUGCGGAGAGCCGUGAAGAGCAAGGAGAUCGCCAGAAAAACGCGUUUGCAGAGGUUUCUGAGAGAGGCAAUUGCAGAAACAAACCACUGUCCCGAACAAAUGCCCUCUCCCCCAAAGAGGUGCUGGCAAAAUCAAGAGCUCAAGGCUCAGUCUGUUUCUGCUACUCAAGGUGCUCCUGACCCACCUGAACUUCAGAGUGACCUCAUGAUACAGGAAGGGUCAUCAGUUCUCAGUAAAGAGAAGAUGGGCAGUCUGCAGCAAAGUCCAUGUAAAAGACAAAUCCCUGCACCUGAGGAUGCUACAGAAAUACCCCUGACAACAGUAGAAGAAUCCCCACUUGGAUCUUCCAGACUUAAGAAUCUUUCAUUGGGACAGCAAAUUCCCAGGAAACUCUUCAAAAGCUAACAGACAAUUAUUAAUUGGUCUUGGUAUGAACCUUUAUUGAACCUGUUGAAGAUUUUUGGGAUGGAGAUCCUGAAUGUUCAGGUGCCUUUUAAAGGAUUUCUUGGUUUUGUAUGUUCUGUGAAGAACAGCUUAUUUUAUACUGAGCCUCUUAAAUUUUCAGAGAUCCAUUUUUAAUAGAUUCACUGGUGUACUGGUCAUCAGAAAUCAUGUAAUUCUUUUAUUUUGCUGAAGACUGAACUUACAGGUCUUUGAGGUUCCAGAUGUUCCCUUAAAAAAUACACAAGGAUGUAUUUUGGUUUAAAGACUCCUAGUUGUCCAUACCAAGAUUUAUCCAUCUCCAAAUGCUAUGAUAUUGAUGAGAUGCUCUUACUGAUGUGCCAAUUCUAUUGAUUCCUUGAGGAAAAAAAAACAGUUUACAAAGGGGUCUAGGUUUUUCUGAUGGCAGAUUUGUGGCCAUGAAACUUUGAUGGAUCAUGGGUUUUAAUCUUGUUAUAGACAUAACAAGAAAGUUGCA
Molecule: messenger RNA, 3610 nt
Organism: Melospiza georgiana
Lineage: Eukaryota; Metazoa; Chordata; Aves; Passeriformes; Passerellidae
Gene: HELB
Product: DNA helicase B
Exons: 13
Coding region: 1-3096 (1031 amino acids)
Source: RefSeq, a predicted model, not a curated record